Pseudovirgaria hyperparasitica is the source of this 520-nucleotide messenger RNA. RefSeq lists its product as uncharacterized. The record is from RefSeq and is a predicted model, not a curated record. NCBI's taxonomy places the organism in Eukaryota, Fungi, Ascomycota, Dothideomycetes, Acrospermales, Acrospermaceae. The coding region runs from base 122 to 520 and encodes 132 amino acids. The transcript is spliced from 2 exons.
GCCUAGCAUGAUAUAUCAAACACAUAAUUCACCUUCUUGAGCUUACGGUGACUGGUCAACAAGUACCAAAUCAAUUUCUAUCGCUUGAUUCUUACCUACCAUCCACUUUCUCGAGGUCGACAUGAACAAACGACAUCCAGCGGCUAGCGCGACUCGGGAGAUGUUCCUCAGUGCUGUGGGACUUCGGACUAGUGAUAAAAGUGAUAUGGUCACCUACAACAUUAUGUUGGCAGAGGCUGCUGCAGGUAGAGACAGACUUAGCCAGGGUAUCGCCCGUCCCACCUGGGACUCCAUACCAGAGACCGACAAAUACAAUCAGAUCGCCAUCAUCUUUGAACGAUCUGAUCCAUACGUACGAUACUACUACCAGAUAGGUGCUUAUGAAGAUGGACCAAAUAAAGAGAAUUGGGUCAUUCGUUGGCUUCUGUGGCAUUCUUUUCGUUAUAGGGACAACCGCAACCGAAAGGGCCAAGCGAGUGCUGUUCCAUCUGUUUACUGGGACCCCGUACGUGAUGUUUGA